CUUUCUUUCUCUUUUGGAAAGCGAAAAAAUGAUAUAUUAUCAUCAUUAAUCAUUGUGAAAACAAUUUUGCACCGCACACACUCGAUGUAUUCUCUUAGACAUUGUUUUUAACAAAAGCACAAAACAAACAAUACAAUACAAUAUACGAAUUUUUAUGUUUGGUUAUGUUUCUCUAUCUAUAUGUGAUCACAGUUACGGAGAUAAUGUGCGUUCUUUACUUUAAACGGGAUUGGAAGCCGCCCAAGAACAUGGCCGCUUGGGAUGCGCAAGCAAAUCUACGCGGUUGACUCGAAAACGGGUGCUUGUCCCUACUGUAUAUCCUUAUACUGUGGUUCUGUGAUGGAAGCUAGUAAGUUACACGUCCAUGGUUCGGAUUGUAAAGAUUGUAACAAAUGUGAAUAAUACAUAUUGCAUUAAUGUAAUAUAAAAUUUUGUAUUACGUUAUCUAAAUAUUUGACGACAUGUGUAUAUGAAAGCUUAUUACAAUCAAAAUUGUAUGUUUACCAAUGACUACCAAAGAUGCACGUCGUUCUUGUACUAUAAAUUAUUCGUCAUAGAUCGGUUAAUGAAAAAACAGUGCUAGAAAAGCAUAUUGAUAAGCAGUCAAGAGAGUCGACGAGACGAUGGCAAUUGAAACAUUUAUAUUUUUUGAUCUGGAAACAACUGGCCUGAUAGAGGGGAAAAUUAUGCCGAGAAUUAUGGAGUUAGCUUUAGUUGCUGUUACAAGAAAAUCGAUAUACAGCAGUAAUAGAAAUUCUCCACCAAGAGUGCUACAUAAACUUGUGAUUCCAGUUAAUCCUCAGAAAAUUGUAUCGUCAAAAGUGGAAUAUCUAACGAAAUUGUCUAACGAGGAUUUGCAGCUUCUGCAACCUUUUAACUGCGAUAUUUAUGAAUUAAUAAUGCGCUUUCUGCAGCGUCUUAUACCGCCAGUCUGUUUCGCGGCACACAAUGGCAAUGGUUUCGAUUAUCCGAUAUUCUUGUGGGAACUUGCAUGCAUCAAUAAGGUCCUCAAUAAUGAAAUACUUUGUAUCGACACGUGGAAAAUGUUUCAAGAUUUUUUUAAGAAAGAGAACUUGGAAUCGAGGGUGAUCCAGGACUUGUUAAAUGACGAAUACAAUGACGUGCUCUCCGUUUUGAAUGUAGACGUAAUAACGAAAGAAAUUAAGGACGUCACAACAAGUGAAAGUUGUCACGAGAACGUUGUCACGUCGCAAAGUACAGUUACCCUUUACAAUGGAAGCAGCAAAAUAAUAAAUAAGGGAAAGUAUGAUACGAAAGGGAAAUAUGGUGAUAGUACCGCGGAACGAUCGAUGAAGCAUGCCAAGCAACGGGCUAAUGAAAGAACACCAGAAAGCCAAAUAAUUCGGACGCACAAUGUUUUCGUGGACCGGCCGCUUAAGAGUAAUCCGAGAAAAAGAUUGGAUUUCGAAUCCGCAGAGAAACCCGCCAGUCUAAAGCUGAGCGCCAUCUAUGAGCAUAUGUUUAGCUCGAACUUGCCAAAUCAACAUUCAGCCGAAGCGGACUGUCUCGCCAUGAUACGCUGUGUCAAUAAUAUCGCUGACUUCUUUCUUUCAUGGUCAGAUAAUCACGCUAUUCCCUUGAGUCGUUGUAAAAAGACGUAACAUUAUUUACAGUUUUUAAUUAAGCAAUAAGAAUAACAAAAUAAACAAGUUAAGAAAAAUGAUAUGAAUAUGAUUUCUACAAUUUUAAAGAAAUAUUGUAGUCUCCUAGAUUUCUUUUAAAUGAAAAGCUAGUGUAUGAUCAGAAUUAACAUUAACAUAUUGUUGAGAUUUCUGCUCUUUCAUAUUUGUCAUAUUGGCAUAUAAUUUUGUAAGCAAAAAAAUCGUGAGAUUUUUCUUGCACUGUAUAUGUAAUUAAUUAAUAUUUACAUUAGUAUUUAUUUAAUAUUUACACUAGCAUGGCUAGCAAAAUAUAAUUGAUCUUUACUAAUGCUGAUAACUUUUUCGUCAUUUAUAAUGUUCUUUAGUAAUAGUUAGUACAAAUGUAAUGUUUUCUAAAUUUUCAGUUUUCAGGUGUUAUCGUGAAUCAAAGUUAUCGGUACAAAUUUAGUAAUCUAGUACUAUUAAUUUACUAUCUAAUUUAAAAAUAAAUUAAUUUGAUAUCUAAUUAAUUUAUACUUAUUUACUACUUUACUGAAUUAUUUGACAAAUUAAAACACCAUUUUUAAGUACAAUUUAGAAAUAUACUCUGUCUAACAUGAGACAAUUAAAUUUACUUGUGACAAUUAAAAAAUUAAUUUUUUCUAAUAUACAGUGCACGAAAUUCACAUAUUUUUUUGUUUCUAUUAGAUUUAUCGAAAGGUCCAUGCAGAUUAUUUUAAGCAAAAUUCAAACACUUCUUAAUUCUUAAUAUAAAGCUUUUUUUACACUUUUUAUACAAAGUUUUGCAUUCGAAUUUUGUUAAAAACUCCGCACGAAUUUUUCGGUAAACCCAAUAAUAUAACACUGUAAUAUGAUUAUUAUGGAAAAUAUAAAAACAAUUAGAAAGUUUUUUAAAC
Ooceraea biroi (clonal raider ant) is the source of this 2518-nucleotide messenger RNA. RefSeq lists its product as uncharacterized. Gene Ontology annotation, cellular component: cytoplasm. The record is from RefSeq and is a predicted model, not a curated record. NCBI's taxonomy places the organism in Eukaryota, Metazoa, Arthropoda, Insecta, Hymenoptera, Formicidae. Gene Ontology annotation, biological process: DNA catabolic process. Gene Ontology annotation, molecular function: nucleic acid binding; 3'-5'-DNA exonuclease activity.